Molecule: messenger RNA, 951 nt
Organism: Chrysochloris asiatica (Cape golden mole)
Lineage: Eukaryota; Metazoa; Chordata; Mammalia; Afrosoricida; Chrysochloridae
Product: olfactory receptor 11H7-like
Exons: 1
Coding region: 7-951 (314 amino acids)
Biological process (GO): G protein-coupled receptor signaling pathway
Cellular component (GO): membrane
Molecular function (GO): olfactory receptor activity; G protein-coupled receptor activity
Source: RefSeq, a predicted model, not a curated record
GAAACGAUGAAUAAGUCAGGGAUAUCUACAGUAACCCAGUUUGUACUACUGGGCUUUCCUGGUCCCUGGAAAAUGCAGAUCCUCUUUUUCUCGAUGGUUUUGUUGCUCUACAUCCUGACUCUGACUGGGAAUAUGGCCAUCAUUUGUGCAGUGAGAUGGGAACCACGACUUCAUACACCUAUGUACAUACUUCUGGCUAAUUUCUCUUUCCUAGAGAUCUGGUAUGUGACCUGCACCGUUCCCAACAUGCUGGUUAAUUUUCUUUCCAAAACUAAGACCAUUUCCUUCUCGGGCUGUUUCACUCAAUUCUACUUCUUCUUUUCCCUGGGCACAACUGAAUGCUUCUUCCUCUGUAUCAUGGCUUACGACAGAUACCUGGCCAUCUGCCGCCCACUGCACUAUCCUUCCAUCAUGACUAGGAGGUUGUGUGGCAUGCUGGUGUGUCUUUGUUGGCUCAUUGGUUUCCUUGGACAUUUGAUUCCCAUUUUUUUCAUUUCCCAACUACCUUUCUGUGGUCCUAACAUCAUUGAUCACUUCUUGUGUGAUGUGGACCCACUAAUGGCUCUGUCCUGUGGCCCUAAACCCAUCAUAGAGCAUAUAUUCCACUCUGUGAGUUCUCUUUUUAUCAUUCUGACUGUUUUCUACAUUCUUGGGUCUUAUACCCUGGUGCUCAGAGCUGUUCUUCAAGUCCCUUCUUCAUCUGGUCGGCAAAAGGCCUUCUCUACCUGUGGAUCCCACCUGAUGGUGGUGUCUCUGUUCUAUGGAACCAUAAUGGUGAUGUAUGUGACUCCCACAUCUGGCAAUUCAGUUGCCAUGCAGAAAAUCAUCACACUGAUAUACUCCGUAGUGACACCAGUCUUAAACCCCAUCAUCUACAGCCUACGCAACAAGGACAUGAAGUAUGCCCUCUAUCAUGUCCUUUGUGGAAUGAGAAUUAUCCACAGUUCAUGA